CCGUCAGUUUCAGGGUCCAGUGCUGCUCAUAUUGCUUCUCUGGACUCCGAAUACUAUAACUAAAACUAUCUGAAUUAACAAUUUCGUGAAUAACAUAGGUCAUCUGAAUACUUACAAAUCGUGUAUGAAAAUCAUGGAGUGCAUGAGUGAUGCAGUCGAGUGGAAUAAAUAGUUUAUGUUAAUUAUGUAUGUACUUGUUGGUUGUCACCAUAUGGGAAGUGUUGUGAUCAAAAUGUACAUAUAUCAUCUGUGCAGUGUCUAAUUUUAAUUCACAAUUCCAUUUAAAAUUUUAAAAACACUGAACUGAAAAUUGCGAAACAUAAAUUAUUAUCUGUCUGAAAAUCACAUUUUUAUCCAUUCCUGUUUAUCUAUCCCAAAGUAAAUAUUUAAUUAAAUCGUUCACAAUUUCAAUUUUAUCGUUUAAUUAUUCAUUAUCUCUGAAAAGUUGGACCAGAGGGUUUGUUGUAUUCAGAAUUUAAAGUACUAACAAUAUGGCAGCUGGGGGAAAGCAUGCUGCCGUAAAUGCGGCGACGGCGACGCUGGUGCCAAUCCACAUAAAGACGGGAUUUGGGGGGAAGAGCAAGUUUCCUGGUCUGGAGGCCUUGUCGGGAGCGAGUGGAACCUUCAAUGUGAACUCCACGUGGGCGGAUAUAUUUCAAACCCACUUUGGCGUGACAAUCGACUCGGCGCGGUACUCGGUGCAGAGGGAGGCGAGAACUACUAUUGUCAAACACGACCCAAGGGAGCAGAUAAAAGUCCUGCUGAAGGAGUUUAAACAGAAUCGAACCCAUUUCAACGUCUUUGUCAUCCAGAAUAAGCGACUUCGCAACGACGAGGAGGGCGAAGUGGUCAGAACUCCACCAGUGCCACCACAGACUUGGACGACGACGAAUUCUACUAAUCCUAUAAUACCGAACAAGAUACAUAAAAGGGUUGUACCGAAAGUCAAAGAUACCGGGAAUAAACUUACACCACAAAAUGCGACCUCAAGAAAUAGUUCUACAGCGACCGGAUUUUCCCAUAGCUUUCCCGAAAAGAGAGUCGAUAGUCUCAUCCCAUUAAAUCGGUAUUCGCAACAAAGAUCCCCAAAUCGAGGGUCAGUCCAGAUUGAAGAGAGACAUACAUUUAUUCGAGACACGUAUCCACUUCCGGUUAUUAACUCGGUACGAAGUCUAGCUCCACUGGCUCCACAGCCACCACGACAGCAGCCUAGAAGCGUGCCAAUAAAUGGUCCUCCGGGAUUAAAUCGGGAGGAUCAGUAUAACAUCAACAGGGUCGACGAUGAUGCUCAGAGUAAUCAUUCCAAUGCCAGCCAAGACUCACAAGUCGAGGAUUUGAGAGAAAUGGGAAUUAUAGACGAGGAUAUCAAAUCGACUAUUUGCAGAAAGGCACGCAACAACUAUUCAAAUGUCCAGUUAUUAAAGUUGAAGCAUGAAAUGGAACAGUUCAAAAAGAAGAAUAGUCGGCGUUGGGUGAGAUGGACGAUGACCGCUCCGAUAACAACGCACAUUUUCCGAGAACUUUUUAGUAUUGACUGAAAGGGUGUGUGUAAUGUGUAUUUAUGUGUAUUUAUUUAGGAUGGAUGUGUAUAGCGUUAUGUCUUUUAGCUGUGUAACACAGUUAAAACUCAGCUCAAAAACAGUCUGUGUUUGAGUUAAUUUUAUCAAGUGAAUUUUACCACGAAUUACAAAGCAUUUUGUCUAAAAACUGACGUAAAUUUAUGAUAUUUUUAGUUGGUCAAUUUGUAUAAAUUUAUUUAUUUGUAGGAAAAUUUGUUUGUACUUCUACCUCAACGUAAAUUUUCAUGUUCUCGUAUGAAUCUUGGCCAUUGUAAAUCAAAAAUUAUAAAAAUACAUUCAUCUCACGAAUUUUCACAACAGCG
Folsomia candida is the source of this 1882-nucleotide messenger RNA. RefSeq lists its product as uncharacterized. The transcript is spliced from 6 exons. NCBI's taxonomy places the organism in Eukaryota, Metazoa, Arthropoda, Collembola, Entomobryomorpha, Isotomidae. The record is from RefSeq and is a predicted model, not a curated record. Bases 492 to 1538 code for a protein of 348 amino acids.